Molecule: messenger RNA, 1568 nt
Organism: Musca domestica (house fly)
Lineage: Eukaryota; Metazoa; Arthropoda; Insecta; Diptera; Muscidae
Product: integumentary mucin C.1
Exons: 3
Coding region: 258-869 (203 amino acids)
Cellular component (GO): cytoplasmic vesicle
Source: RefSeq, a predicted model, not a curated record
GUUGUAUAAAAAAAUCGGUAAGGCGAUUGCAACGUAAUAACUGGCUAAUUCGGCUAUCAGUCAUAAUUUACAGAAACAGAAGGAGCACGUAUUACAGUUAUACUCGUAGAAUUUGUGGUCAAUUUACAUAUUAGUCAGAAAUACUGUAAAAUAUUCCUGACGUAGUUCUCGUUAAAGCAAGAAAACCAAAGAGUUGGAGAAAAAAAAGCUAAAUUCCUACAAACAGUGAAAAAACUUAUAAACUGCAUUCAAAAGAAAUGAAAUCAUCGAUUUUCGUUGCCUUCCUCCUGCUGGGACUUUUCGUAGCACCAUUCAAUUGUGAAGAUGCUACUAAAGCAGAUAACAAAACCGUGGUGGGAACUGAAAAAGCGAAUGUGCCUGAAACAACGGCUGUGCCAAUAACAGUUCCAGAUGAUACAACAACUACUACGACAGACAAGCCUACAACCACAACAGACAAGCCUACAACCUCAACAGACAAGCCUACGACUACAACGUCUACGGAACAGCCAACUACAACAACUGAAAAACCGACACCAACCACAGAAAAAACGACGACAACUUCAACAACUCCAGCUUCGAAUGAUACUACAACAACUACGACAUCUUCGACAACCACGACUUCCACAACAGUUGCUCCCGAUACAACAACAACAGUUUCACCCAAUAGCACAACCACCACCACCACUACCACUCCAUCACCAUCUCCAUCUCCAUCUCCAAACCCAACACCUUUGCCACCUUGUCGUCGUUUUGAUGGUCCCUCAUUCAUUGGUGGCAUUGUCUUAACUUUAGGAUUAUUGGCUAUCGGCUUGGUAGCUUACAAAUUUUAUAAGGCUCGUAAUGAACGAAACUACCACACUCUUUGAGCCGCCACAGCUUUCACGUCUGCUUUUAACGCGACCGCAAAUGGUGCAUCUGCAAGUGCUGCUUCUAACACAGAUGCUGAACGUGUACGUUUUAUGCCGGCAAUUCCUUUGCGCGCUCCACCCUCACCCCCUCCUCCACCACCAACGUCGCAGCAGACAAACAAUCAACAGUCCUCCCCCACAGCUCAUCAAAGGCUCCUUUAUACAUAAAUACAAAAGUAAUCAUGAAUUUUUGCAAACUAUUUCUCCAGAUCGAAUUUUUUGGAGUUUCCAAAUUUUAUUUGAAAGAAUAUAAUAAAUAUAUACAUAUAUAAAAGAAAUAUCUAAGAAGAUAAAUGAAUUCAUAAUGCCUUUCAAACAUUUUAUUUUUAUCGAAUAUAUACAUACAUAACUGAUAUACAAAAGAAAAAUGCACUGAAAUGUGAAAACUAAAAUAUUAACCGAUAAAAUUUUUUAUGUAAGUACACAAUACGUUUAACAGAUGGUAACGGAGAUACACAUUGAAAAACGUUUAUCGUAUGAAAAGAUACAAUUUUGAGACUGUAUAAAACAAAACAAAAAUGGAAAAUGUAUGAUUUAAAGGAGAUGAAUAAAAUGCAAACUAAAUGCUUAUCCUCACGUUUUUCUCCUAGUAUAUAUUAAGUGAAGUGUAAUAAGACUUUUUUUUUGAGAAUAAAAUUAAAUUUUCAUGCAACAUUA